AUGGAAUCGAAUGCGCAACGAACAUCGGGAGAUCCAAUUCGAAUUGAAGACGUCGGCGCAUAUUCAAUCGACAUGAAAACAAAUAAGGUGACGAUUGGAUACGAUCAGAUUCCUCGUUUGAUUCCGAAUAUUGAUGACGUCAUCGGAACGAAUUUAGAUGAAGGAAUGGAGGAUUUCGAGGAUAAAUAUGGCGGCGAAAAACUGGAAAGCCUUCUCGAUUUCAUCAAAAUGCAAUGCAAACCUGGAACGGAUUUAAAGGAGCACAUUCAGGCAGAUUUUGUCACGAAUCGCUCCACAGUUUUGGCCCUUAUCACUUUAAAACUACGCAAGAUCAUUGCGGUUCGCGAAAAAGGCGUCAUAUUCUUAUACAAUGUGACAGAUGAUGAAUUUGGAGCUUCUAAAGCAAUUAAUGUCGAACGAUACGCUCGUGUUAAUAAGUUUGAAUGGAUCACUUCAUUGGGGAAUCGUCCUCACCCCAACGAUAAUUUGAUACCAGCAAAGGUCGUUUUCCGUGCUACACUCAAGGCUGGAUGGCGAUUGUAUUAUAGUGCAAGAAUCGAUGGAAUCGAUGAUAAUGGAGGAUAUGUUGAGAAAAAGCUGUCAUAUAUUUCUGUUAAUGCACGUAACAAGAGCUUGAAGAAAACAUUGGAUACAUUUCAAAAUUGUCUUUCGACAACCAAAACAAUUUUGAGAGGAAUCUACGAUAAGAAUGCCGUACUUUGCGAGAUUGAGCGCGAAAAUGUCGAGAUUUCCACAAUAUUCCCAAGACUGCGUGUGAUUGAGAAUAAUUUAAUGAUGAUUAGACGUCGACUUCAUCACGAUGGAAUGGCUUUCAAUAUUUAUUUCGAGCCUGAUCAUUCUUUUAAAUUCGAGCAAUUGGACGAAUCCGAUCUUGUUCCGCAAGAUUUUCUUGAUCAUUUCAUAUAA
Molecule: messenger RNA, 927 nt
Organism: Caenorhabditis bovis
Lineage: Eukaryota; Metazoa; Nematoda; Chromadorea; Rhabditida; Rhabditidae
Source: the annotation of a GenBank genome assembly